Molecule: messenger RNA, 1480 nt
Organism: Salvia hispanica
Lineage: Eukaryota; Viridiplantae; Streptophyta; Magnoliopsida; Lamiales; Lamiaceae
Gene: VAP27-2
Product: vamp/synaptobrevin-associated protein 27-2
Biological process (GO): endoplasmic reticulum membrane organization
Cellular component (GO): plasma membrane; endoplasmic reticulum membrane
Source: RefSeq, a predicted model, not a curated record
UAAAAAAGAACAUUUUAUCUCUCUCACUCUCUCUCUCUCUCUCUCUCAUAAAAUUGAAACUCAAUAUUCCGAUCACCUACUUCAGCUCUCCUUCGUGAAUGUCAUAACUGUUUACGUUUUCAAUUUGAUUUAUUGCUGCUGCGGAGCUUCCAAUCUGCUCACAAGCAUCUCAUUUUCGGUUGGUGAAUAUGAAUACUCAGCUCGUGGAGAUUCAGCCUCGUGAACUUAAAUUCAAAUGUGAGGUGAAGAAACAGAGCACAUGUUCUGUUCACCUUCUGAAUGCCACUGACCAGUAUGUAGCUUUCAAGGUAAAAACUACCUCGCCAAAGAAGUACUGCGUUAGGCCUAAUAUCGGUAUAAUCAAGCCAAAGUCGAAUUAUGAUUUCACAGUGACCAUGCAAGCCCAGAAAUCGGUCCCCUCAGACAUGCAAUGCAAAGAUAAAUUCCUAAUUCAGAGCACUGUGGUACCAUAUGGCACAAGUGAGGAAGAGAUUACCUCUAGCAUGUUCGCUAAACAAACUCAAAAGUACAUCGAAGAGACCAAGCUCAGGGUUAUUCUUACUAGUGCGCCGAGUUCUCCUGAAAAGCAACAAGCUACAGUACUUUCACAGCAAGAGCCCUCUAAUGAUUUUUUUAUGCCGAAAGAUCACUAUUCACCUGAUUUUAUGCCUGUUAAUGGAGUUGCCAAGCAAGAACCACAUUAUGAGGCUCCAAUUCCAAAAGAACACCAUUCACCUGUUUUGCUGCCUGUUAAUGGAAUUAACAAGCAAGAACCGCAUUAUGAGGCUCCGAUUCUGGAAGAUACUUUGCAGAAUGUAGUCGCGGAUUCCCUUCUUCCUGACCUGCCACAAACCAAGCCAGUAAAGGCUGUCGAUUUUGCCAAAAACAUGGAAGAGUCUAGAUCGGUAAAGGUCAUGGAGAGUGAGAAGCCAAUUCCUGCCAAGGAUGAUAACUCAAAGCAAGUGGAAGAUCUAGAAGCAGUGAAAUUGAAGCUUACAAAAGAGAUCGAAGAAUUGAGAUCAACAAUCAGUGCCAUGGACUCGAAGCUGAUUGAGGCAGAGUACACUAUUGAGAAGCUAAAGGUAGAAAAGAGCAACACCAUCCGUGAAAAGGAAACUUUGAAGCAAGACCUGGCAAUGUCGAAUCCAAAGAGUGCUGUGAGAAAAGUCCAAGUUGGGUUCCCCCCGUUGUUCGUCUGCAUGGUCGCUCUCAUCAGUUUGAUAAUCGGGAGUAUGUUUCGAGGUUAGUGCAGAGAACGUCGCUGGAUUUUGUUUUAACAAUAGGACAGAUCUAGUGGCUGGUUUUUUAACAAGCCACCACCGUGUACUAUGCUUGUCGAUAGCUUCACUUGAAACCUCUGAUCCAUCUACGCGUGUGAAAAGAACUGAUUAUAUCGAAUAAAGAAGAAAUAUUCUAGGAUUUUUAGUUUUCAGUAAUAAACUAAACAUGGAUUGUUUAAAGAAGUUUGGUUUAUUUUCCA